Messenger RNA from Paramecium pentaurelia, 622 nucleotides. The record is from the annotation of a GenBank genome assembly. Lineage: Eukaryota; Ciliophora; Oligohymenophorea; Peniculida; Parameciidae.
AUGUGUUGUGAAGAUAAGAAAACAAAUAUAAAGGAUUAAUAACUAUAAUUGAAAUAAGAAUAGAAAAAUAUUAAAAUAGUAAUUUUAGGAGAUAGUGGAGUUGGUAAGACAAGUCUUAUUUAGAAGUUUUGUUUUGAUACUGUAAUAUUUUCUAAUUGAUUUAGCUAUCAGAAAAAGAAUAAACAACUCUAGGUGUUGCAUAUUAGAGUGCAUAGAUUAUAAUUAAGGGAUAAGUAUUAAAAUUACAUAUCUGGGAUACAGCAGGAGGUGAACGCUAUAGAUCAUUGGCAUAAUUAUGUUAUAGAGAUGCUAAUGUAGCAAUUUUAGUGUAUAGUAUUACAAGUAGAAAGGCAUUUGAAUAGAUUUAUUAUUGGGAAUAAGAAUUACUUGAGAGAUGUAGUAGUAUAUUUGAUAUAAUGUAAGUAGUUUAGAUUUGUGUAUUGGAAUGGCAGGGAACAAAAGUGAUUUAAUUGAAGAGAGAGAAGUAUUUAAAGAUGAAGCUAAGAGAUAUUCAAAAUAAAGAGAUUUUGUAUUUUAUGAGACCUCUGCAAAGACUGGAGAAGGAAUAUAAAUGCUAUUUACUGAAAUAAUAGAAAAAUAUUUAAGAUAAAAAUAAUAAUGA